AGCAUGAAAACUGCAUUGAAAAACCUUUUCUCAACCAACCCAAGCCAAAACUUCAACUCCUAUAUUAAAAAAUGUGCUUCUUUAUUAAAAAAUUUCUCAGAAAAAGGCUUGGUCACUGGAGGAACUGUCCUCCAUUGCCAUCUACACAAGAAGGGUAUUUUUUCUGAGAAAUUUAUAGCUAUCAAGCUAUUAAUAAUGUACCUUGAUUUUAGGAAAUUAGAUGAAGCUAAUGAGAUUGUGAAGGAGUUUAAUGGGUUUGAUUUAGUUGUCCAAAACUGUUUGAUUAAUGCCAAUAUUCAGUGGGGAAAUUUGGCUGAAGCUCGAAGACUGUUCGAUCAAAUGCCUGAAAGAAACGAGGUUACGUGGACAAUGUUGAUUUCAGGUUUAAUGAAAUAUGGAAGAUUGCAAGAAUCAAUGUGGUACUUUGAAAUGAACCCAUUCAAGAGUGUGGUUUCGUGGACAGCGGGGAUCAGUGGGUUCGUUAAAAACGGGUCUAGUUUUGAUGGUUUGAAGCUUUUUGUAAGGUUGCUUGAAUCCGGGGUUAAGCCAAAUAAAGUUACCUUUAUUUCUGUGGUUAGCGCGUGUAUUCAAACAGGGGAUUUUGCGUUGGGAAUGAGUGUUUUGGGAUUGAUAGUGAAAACCGGGUUUGAGGAUAAUGUAUCGGUUUGUAACUCUUUGAUAACAUUGUGUUUAAGGAUGCGUGAAUUUGACUUGGCGAGGAGGGUGUUUGAUCGCAUGGAAACGAGAGAUGUCGUUUCUUGGACAGCAAUACUGGAUAUGUAUGUGGAGAAGGGGGACUUGGGUGAGGCAAGGAGAAUUUUUGAUGAGAUGCCAGAAAGAAAUGAAGUUUCUUGGAGUGCAAUUAUAGCUAGGUAUAGUCAGAGUGGUGAUCAUUUAGAGGCUUUGAAACUCUUUCGACAAAUGGUUCAAGAAGGGCUUAAGCCAACUAUCUCUUGUUUCUCUUGCAUUCUUAGUACAUUGGCUAGCCUCGAGAUUUUACGAACAGGGAGGAACAUCCAUGCACAUGUUAAGAAAAUUGGGCUUGAGGGAGAUGUUUUUAUCGGUAGCUCUCUUGUUGACUUGUACUGUAAAUGUGGAGAAACUAAAGAUGGACGCUUGGUUUUUGAUUCGAUUGAAAAGAAGAAUGUGGUUUCAUGGAAUUCUAUGCUUGGUGGCUAUAGCAUGAAUGGACAAAUGGAUGAAGCUAAGGAUUUGUUUGAUAACAUGCCAACUCGAAAUAAUGUCUCUUGGGGUGCUAUAAUUAGCGGCUAUGUAGAAUAUAAGCAAUUUGAUAAGGUGUUUGAAGUUUUCAAUGAGAUGCUUUUGUCAGGGGAAACUCCAACCAAGCCCACCUUCUCGAGUGUGCUUUGUGCCUGUGCAAGUGUGGCUUCAUUGGAGAAGGGCAAGGAUCUCCAUGGGAAGAUCUUAAAACUAGGGUUCCACUAUGAUGUUUACUUAGGCACUGCGUUAACUGAUAUGUAUGCUAAGUCUGGAGAUAUUGAAAGCUCUAAGCAGGUGUUUGAUAGAAUGCCAGAGAGAAACGAAUUCUCAUGGACUGUUAUGAUUCAAGGCCUUGCAGAAAGUGGUUUUGCAAAAGAAUCUCUCACUUUGUUUGAAGAAAUGAAAAGUUGUACCUCUGUUUCUCCUAAUGAGCUCAUGCUUUUAUCAGUUUUAUUUGCAUGUUCUCACUGCGGGUUAGUUGAUAAAGGACUCCAGUUCUUUGGUGCAAUGGAGUCAGUAUAUGGUAUAAGGCCAAAGGGAAGACAUUACACAUGCGUAGUGGAUAUGCUAUCUCGAUCUGGACGCCUGUAUGAAGCUGAAGAGUUGAUCAAUUCCAUGCCAUUUCAACCUGAGGCUAAUGCACUGGCAGCUUUAUUAAGUGGCUGCAAGACAUACAAAAAUGAGGAGAUAGCAGAAAGAACAGCCAGAAAACUUGGUGAACUAGCAGAAAGAAACUCCGCCGGAUUUGUCUUGUUGUCAAACAUAUAUGCUUCAGCUGGGAGAUGGAUUGAUGUUUCAAAAAUUAGGAAAUUAAUGAGGGAGAAGGGAUUGAAAAAGAAUAGCGGCUGCAGUUGGGUUGAGGUGAGAAACCAUGUAUAUUCUUUUUCUUCGGAUGAUAGAACACACUCAAAAUCAGCAGAGAUUUAUGAUAUCUUGGAGCUCUUGAGAUCUGAAAUGAUGGCUCCUUAAAGUAACUUAUCUAACUUACAUUCUCCCCUUUCCUGACCUGCGGGAAUGAUCUGGACUUCAUGGAUGUUGUAUGCUGUACCAUAGUCCAUUUUAACUUCUUCGAGAACACAUGCAUCGGUGUCAUCCGAGCAGGCAGUUAAAGGGAUAUAUAUAGGGCUGCAUAAUAUACAUAGUGGUUGCAGAUGCAGCAUUAACAUCAGAGAAAAUGAAGGGUUGGCCUCUUGAUACAAGAUGGGAGCAUUAUGUCUUGGAUUCUAGUCUCUCUACUCGAACCUUUGUACUCUGAAGGUUCCAUGCUAAGAAGUAAAUGGAAUUUUGUUUCCAAAGGCAAGAGAGUCCAGGUUUCAAUUGUAGAAAGCAAGGUUGAAUGAUCUGAGUAGGCUGGUGGAGGGCUGCAUACAAUUAGAAAUAAGAAGACCAUAGGCAAAAAAACGUAAUCACAGACAGAAGAUCUUUUUCCCCUCUUAGAGUAGAAAAUCUAACCAUUUACAUGCUUAUCCUCCUAAAACAUGUUUAGUGAUUUUGACUCCAGCAAUAGCUGCAUUGUAUACUCAUGCUGGGCAACCUGUAGUUCAUUUUGAAGUUGCUGCACCUGCGAGAAUUGCAAAUAAGGAUGAGACAAAGAAAGUGAAGCCUAAUCAAGGAUGCCCAGCACAUAGGUUUUUUAUACGGACGCAAAUGUAUAUAGCUUGCAAGUUAAGGUGUGCCAAAAGUUUAACUUGAAGCAAAAAAAGAAGAUUGGCAAAUUUUAGUCUUUCCAAGUGAUUAUUAAUGCAUCAAUCAAAUUGCUUUUUUUCUUUUUUUUUACCUUCAUGUUAAGUUCUUUCUCCGCCUUCUCUAAUUCCAGUACCCUGCAAAUCAAGAAAUUUGCU
Messenger RNA from Durio zibethinus, 3062 nucleotides. RefSeq names its product pentatricopeptide repeat-containing protein At2g13600-like. Gene Ontology annotation, molecular function: protein binding; RNA binding. Gene Ontology annotation, biological process: RNA modification. The record is from RefSeq and is a predicted model, not a curated record. NCBI's taxonomy places the organism in Eukaryota, Viridiplantae, Streptophyta, Magnoliopsida, Malvales, Malvaceae.